AUGGUUAAAGAGACUAAGUUAUACGAUUUGUUAGGAGUUUCGCCUAGUGCAGGUGAGGCAGAAAUUAAGAAAGGGUACAGAAAGGCAGCUUUGAAGUACCAUCCAGAUAAGCCAACUGGUGAUACUGAGAAGUUCAAAGAGAUUUCUGAGGCAUUUGAGAUUCUUUCUGAUCCUCAAAAGAGAGAAGUUUACGAUACAUAUGGUUUAGAGGCUGCUAGGGGCAAUGGUCCUCAAUUUGCAGGUGCUGGUGGUCCAGGAGGCGGUGCUGGGUUUGGUCCCGGUGGUGGAUUUUCUUCUGGUGGACAUGCGUUCUCGCAAGAUGACGCAUUCAACAUCUUUUCUCAAUUCUUUGGCGGUGGAGGCGGAGCCUCUCCAUUCGGGUUUUCUGCUAGCGGCGGGUCCGGUGAUGACUUUGGUUUUGGAGGUAGUAGCUUCCAUUCUUCAUCUGGUGGGAUGCCUGGAGGUAUGCCAGGUGGGAUGCCGGGCGGAAUGCCGGGCGGAAUGCCUGGUGGAUUCGGUGGCAGACAGCAAGCCAAGCCAGAAGAAGAAACAGUCCAGGUUAAUUUGCCUGUGUCGCUAGAAGACUUGUUCAGUGGUAAGAAGAAGUCCUUCAAAAUUACAAGAAAGGGAGCCGGUGGUGUCUCGGAAAAGAAACAAAUUGAUAUCCAGUUGAAGCCAGGUUGGAAGGCAGGCACUAAGAUCACCUUCAAGGGUGAAGGUGACUAUAAUCCAAGAACUGGUGGUAGACAAACUAUGCAAUUCGUGCUACAAGAAAAACCACAUGAAUUCUUCACCAGAGAAGACAACAACUUGGUUUAUACCCUACCAUUGAGUUUCAAAGAAUCUCUAUUGGGCUUUUCCAAGCAGGUUAAGACAAUCGAUGGAAGGACAAUUCCAAUCACAAGAUCUCAACCAAUACAGCCAACUCAGACUUCAACCUACCCUGGCCAAGGUAUGCCUCUGCCUAAGAACCCAUCCCAAAGAGGUGAUUUGAUCAUUAAGUUCAAGAUCGACUACCCAACUUCCUUGACUCCUCAACAGAGACAAGCUAUCAUGGAAAACUUCUGA
This is a messenger RNA of Kluyveromyces marxianus DMKU3-1042, 1068 nucleotides long. RefSeq names its product type II HSP40 co-chaperone SIS1 (gene SIS1). Gene Ontology annotation, molecular function: protein-folding chaperone binding. The record is from RefSeq and is a predicted model, not a curated record. The transcript has a single exon. Gene Ontology annotation, cellular component: cytosol. NCBI's taxonomy places the organism in Eukaryota, Fungi, Ascomycota, Saccharomycetes, Saccharomycetales, Saccharomycetaceae. Bases 1 to 1068 code for a protein of 355 amino acids. Gene Ontology annotation, biological process: translational initiation.